This is a messenger RNA of Astyanax mexicanus (Mexican tetra), 798 nucleotides long. RefSeq names its product LYR motif containing 5a (gene lyrm5a). The coding region runs from base 140 to 397 and encodes 85 amino acids. Gene Ontology annotation, biological process: respiratory electron transport chain. The record is from RefSeq and is a predicted model, not a curated record. The transcript has 3 exons. Gene Ontology annotation, cellular component: mitochondrion. NCBI's taxonomy places the organism in Eukaryota, Metazoa, Chordata, Actinopteri, Characiformes, Acestrorhamphidae.
UAACAGAUUCUAAAGUGGGCAUUCUCUCCUCUAUUAGAGAUUUUCUCUGACCACACCCCCGCCUCUCGCUGGAGCUGAGACAAGACCCAACUGCGAGUAAAGGAAGAUCAAUAACUGUCUACAAAAAGGUGGAAAGAAGAUGAGCAACCCACUGAGGGGAGAAGUUAUCAGAUUGUACAAGAAUCUUCUUUAUCUUGGAAGGGAAUACCCAAAAGGGACUGCAUACUUCAGAGAGCGCUUAAAAACAGCUUUUAUGAAGAACAAAGAUGAAACAGACCCUGAGAAGAUCCAAAAGCUCAUUGCUCGAGGGGAUUUUGUGAUCAAGGAACUGGAAGCUCUUUAUUUUCUUAGAAAAUACAGAGCCAUGAAGAAGCGCUAUUAUGACCCAGAGAACUGAUGACCGUUGGACAGCAUGUGGGACAGUUAAAAAUAUGUUCUCCAUUAUUAAAAAUAAUGUUUCACAGAUUUGAUAGUGCACCUUUCAUGUGCCAUUGUUACAGACUUGAUCAAGUAUGAUCAAGUGUAUGUAGUGUAUGUUUUAAAGGUAUUGACUAAUGUGGCCAAUUAGGAUAUUAUGUUAAAUUGAGUGGUAAGCCAAAUCAUAUGUUUCACUGAUCCAUUAAGUGUGUUCAUAUUUGCACCAAAUCAAUGGAUGUUCCCAGGGGAGACUGAUCUAAAUAUGUCCAGCUGGCCUCUGUGGUGCCAGCUAUGCUGUGUAUCUUGUAAAUAACUGCCAGAUAUUUGUCUUGAAUGUUGGUGGACAGCAGCUAAUACAGAAAUAAAUGCGUAUUUUAUUAA